CCGCCACAAGCCCGCUGCUCUCGCGAGAGGGUGCGUGGGCGGAAGCGCAGUGUUCUGCCGCAGGAUGCGGUUCCUGCUCUGGUUCGUGCUCCUAUGGAGUGUUGUUAUCUCGACCGGAGCCAACGUUGAUCCUAAAGGAGGAGAGCCCGCCAACUCUGCGGCCCCCCCAAGAAAGGAGUCCCACCAGAAGGAUGCCAGCGCUGCCGGCCACCCAGCGGAACCCUCAGCCUCGAGGGCGGCUUCCAAUGCAGACUCGGGGGCCGGAAGCGGGCCUGCCAGUAGUAAAGCAAAGAACCAGCCGACCAAACCAGGAACAAACUCGGCAGCCAACGUAGGAAAUGAAAAUCCCACCGACCAGGGAGAUGACUCCGGGCGGGAGGCAGAAGAGAGUAAGCCCUCCGAACAGACAGAGGACUCCUCACCGGACACAGAAAAGAAGCCCAGCGACCGGGAAGAGAAGUCCUCACCCAAGACAGAAAGGAAUAAGUCCACCAACACAGGAGGGGACAACUCCGCCGACCACAAAAACGAAUCCCCACUAGGCAAAGGAAAGGAUGACGCCCAGGAAGCUAACUCUGCAGUGGAGACAGGAAGGAAUGAGCCCACCAACGACCCGGCAAAGAAUUCCCUACCUAAAACAGAAGGGAAUAAUCCCAUCAGUAAAGGAGGGGACAAGUCCAAUGACCAGAAAAGCAAUUCCCCACCUAAGUCCACCAACACAGGAGGGGACAACUCUGCCGACCACAAAAACGAAUCCCCACCAAACACAGGAAAGGAUGAGCUCAACGACCAGGAAGCUAACUCUGCAAUGGAGGCAGUAAGGAAUGAGCCCACCAAGACAGGAAAGGACAACUCUAACGACCAGGAAAAGGACUCUCCACCGGGCACAGGAAGGGAUGAGCCCACUGAUCUGAAAAACGGCUUGCCAAGCGACUCAGAAAAGAGCUCCCUAACUAACACAGAAAAGGACAAACUGACCAGCCCCAAAGAGGGCAAGACAGAGGACUCCUCACCGGACACAGAAAAGGAUAAGUCCGGCAACACAGAAAAGAAGCCCAGCGACCAGGAAGAGAAGUCCUCACCCAAGACAGAAGAGGCCAAUCAGGGGACCGACACAGGAAAGGGCAAAUAUGAAGCUGGCCCAGGGGAGUCCAAAUCCGACACAAAAGACAGACCUGAACUAACCUCUGAUUCUGAUAAAGAGUUUCUUGAGUUUAAUCCUGGUGAAGCAUUUAAAGAACAGUCACCAAAAAACAAUUUGAAUCAUCCAUCAGACAAUAUUGAACAUGGCAUCCCUUAUCUGAAGGAGAGUGGCCCUGGCAAGGAAAAUUCAGAGAGCAGCCACUUUUUUGCAUACUUAGUCACAGCAGCCAUCCUGGUAGCUGUCCUGUACAUUGCCUAUCACAACAAGCGAAAGAUUAUUGCUUUUGCCCUGGAAGGAAAGCGAGCCAAAGUCACCAGGAGACCAAAGGCCAGUGACUACCAACGCUUGGACCAGAAGAUCUGAUUUCAUCUUGAGAAAUAUGCCCACCCUACUGCUUUGUGUCUGAAGUACAAGAGCCCUGAAGAAUGGUGCCUGAACUGGGACUCUUGGGCGAGUCUGGGCCAGUCAAGGCAGGGGAUGGUUUCUUCUUUGCACCUGCACUUUGAUAAAAAUCAGACUCCCUAUGUUUUCUGGUUGUUAUGCUGUUUUCUUCCGUUCUUUCCUCCUCUCUGGAUGAGUGAAGAGGAGCAAGAGCUUAUUGGGCUGUGACCAAAGGAAAAUCCUAGCCCGGGAUGUGCUGUUGCUGCACUUCUCCCCUGGGGCUUUGUGGUAGAAAGGUUUGCCUUAGCAGGAAGCUUUGCACUCUUUGACUGUUUCUCUCUGCCAGCUCCAGAACAGACCCAAGUUAGGAUAUUUCUCAGGCCCUACUCAUGUAAGAGAUGGUAAUGACCAAAGGGGGAAGAGAUUUGAGAAUUCUUCAACAUUUGUGGAAUCCUACCAUGCAGUGUAAAUUAUUCAUUCUUCCUAAUGUUUGCAGAUUGCUUCAGGAAAACUACCAAUGAGGGAAACAACUUCCCUUCACUUGCACUGAAUUUCUAUUUGGCUCUGGUUUUUGGGAGCAAAGCCCCUAGGUUAAGUUAUUUAGAAUUCUAAAAUUAUCAUUUAUAAAGGUCCAAAUUUUCAUCCAUAGGCACAGUAAAAAUCUGUAGAGGAGAACCAUAUCAUUUUCAUCAAAAGAUUUUUUGAAUUGAGCAGAUUUCCCAUUAAACCCAGUUUGCAUUUGUCAUUGACGUCACUUUUCCAAGAACUUCCUGGCCAGUUGGACUUACUCUGUUUGCAGGGGUUCUGGAGAACCUCUGGUGGUCCUGUGGGCAGAGCUGCUCUGCUAUGUCCGGGGUAAUAAGGCAGGAGGUGUGGUUUGGUUUUACUGCCAGAAACAUUGUUUAAAGUAAGUUAGUCACAGGAGAGUUGCUUUUAUUGGUUUGUUCCAGAGAAUCUGAAAGAACUUUGGGUAAAGGGAAAGCCCGAGCAGAAGAGCUUACCUCAGGGAAAGCCAGAGAAUCCAGCUACAAACAAGCCAGUGCACUGCCUGGAAGUUUGCCGGAAGUUCAUUUCAAAUUGUCAUAUGGAUUCUCACUCCUUUCAGAUUGUGGGAACUCUGUGGCUUGAGUUGACCAAUUUUUCUCAUUUCUGCUUCUCUCAUUGAGUAGAACAAGGUCCUGUCACCUAGUUUAAUCUUUGCUCAUAUCUCUGCUUCUUUGUGUCAUCCCUCACUGCACAAAAGUAACAAAGUUAUUUCAUCCUAUAGCAGACUCCCCAUCCCCAACUUUGCAUGUUUUUCUCCCUUUUUUCCCAAGACCCUUCAUAGUUUGCCUUCUCUCCAGUUGCAGCUUUGAGCAUUUUUAGUUUCUCCCUCUCUUAUUAGUCCUAAGCACGCAGCCUGCCUCUUCUCUUUACCUCUCUUCCUUUUAGUGAUCACUCUUUCAUUCUCCUUGUCACUGCCCAAUUUUUCAAGCAAGUGACAUUUUACAGUCUGUCCUUCCUCCUCUGGUUUGGUGAUAUUACUUCUUUUUCCCUCUCCAUCUCCAGCUGCUCUUUUUUGGAACAUCUUGCUUCUCUUCAUCCUGCCCCCUUACAACAGUGAACGUGCUUCAACACCUGUCAUUCUACUACUUACUCAGGGAACUCCUUCACUGUGUGACUUGGUGUCUUGAACCCCAGCUUCCCUCAUGAGCCCAAGUCUUGCAUCUCACUGGCUGAGUGUUUCCUCCUAGGUGUUUGGCUCCCUGUCCCUUAGAACUCAGCAAGGCUAAAACCAGACUCAUGCCCAUCCUUCGAACUGUUUCCUCACUCCCAACUUAGCCUGUUUCUUACAGUCACUUUAAUUCUUCCUGUUCCCCAGGUCCCAUUACUCUUCAAGCAGAACUAUAUUGACUCUUCAUUUAACAUGUCUCUCACUUCUGUCUUUGUUUUGUUUGUUUAGUUUCAACUGUCAUUCACCUAAUCCAGACCUUCUCAUCUCACCCCUGAAUGAUUGUAGUGGCCUUUCAACUGAUCCUGUUUUCUCCAGUCUCUUUCCCCCUUUUCUUUCACCUUAGGCAGCUGACAGCUUCAUUUUCCUGAAACAUUCCUUUCACUACAUUUUUCUGCUCAAAAAGCUCCCAUUGCCUCAGAAUAAAUCCAGGUUUCCUUGCACAGUGUUCAAAACUCAACAAUCAAAUACCAGUUUAGCUGUAAGCUUAACUCUUCUGUGUCAGAAUACUUGUUUUGUGCUAAAAUCUGAGCAAUCUUACCACUAACCUGUGAAUUACCUGCUUACUCUUGAUUGUGCCAGUUCCCAUUCCACUACCACCCCUCCAUCCUCACCUAUAUCCUCCAUUCCCACCUUUUUCACCUUGAACAGUUCAUAUGCAUUAUUUUCUUUGAGCUCCCUAACCAUUUACUAACUUGUUCGAGCAUUUAGAAAUUUAAACAUUUGUGGUUUUGUUUUAAUAUUCAGACAUUUAGAAUGGACGUAGUUUUGUCUUCUCGGUUGAAAUCAUUACUCUGUCUUGCUUGGUAAAUACUGGAAUUCCUAUAGCCAAAGUUUGCCAUUUGGCAAGUAGUCACUUAAAGAUUUCAGCUGUUUAGGAAUUCUGGUUCCGCCUAAAGAAGAAUACAAGGUAGAAGAAUUUUAUGGUAUUGAGAAUUUUAACCUUAUUAGGACAGUAUGAUGCUGCAUUAACAGACUUGCGCCUAAAGAAGAAUACAAGGUAGAAGAAUUUUAUGGUAUUGAGAAUUUUAACCUUAUUAGGGCAGUAUGAUGCUGCAUUAACAGACUUGAUCUUUCCAAUAAAAAUUGGAAAUUGUAAUUUCUUGAAUCAAGGAAGGAGCUGGGUUUUUUAAUACUGAAAUAGAGCAAAGAGCUUAAGAUUUUUUCACUUCCAAAACUCUUGUCAAGGAGGACUUUGGAGCUAGAUGGCAGUUUGGGAAAUUUGGGGCCAGUUUCUCCAGAAUUUUUUUCUCAAGUAUCUUUUAGGCGGCCAGACUCUGGCCAGAAAUUUGGGAAUAAAGACAAAAUUUCAGGAGCUACUUUUGAAAAGGGCUGAAUAACACCUUCCUUCUCCCCUUGCCCUCCCCCCAAAUCAGCUAAAUAGCUAUGCAUUUCUGUCCUAUUUCUAUGGUAAUUUUUUUUCUGUUAAUUUUUUAAAGGAAUUUUGGUAAAAUUCUUUCAUCCUCCUUAAAAUCUCACGUAGCUGAAUCCGACUUAGAAUCCUUUAUACAUACGGUUUUGAAACAGUUGAGAAACCUGGGAAGAACCUGGACAGUACAUCAGACCCAGUUGCUUGGACAUUCUGCCAGAAGGUAGGAGUUGGAGACUGACAAGGUUUUUGCCUGUAAACCAUCUGGGCUUAGUUAGAAUAUUCUGUGCCAUAGUCUGUUCUGCGUAUCAAGCAAAGCUUUCCCAAAUAACUUUAUCUUGAGAUUUAUUCACACCUAAGGUUGGAAUUUAUGAGCUGUGAUUUUUAUUUCCAACUGCAUUGCAACCAGCUUCUUUUAAAAAGCUUUCAGUCAUUGAUAUCUGUGUUCUGUGAUUCCCAAGUCUGCCUUGCAAAAAGGAGUCAUUGACUUCACAUUAUCGCCGUUCUGGGUUAUCUGACCCAUUUCCUUCUUGGUGGAUUGAUAUAUAGUGUUCCAAACUUUUCCAAAUUACACCAAUAAAUCACCUGAUUUGUUAAAAGUUA
Messenger RNA from Antechinus flavipes (yellow-footed antechinus), 5208 nucleotides. RefSeq names its product trans-golgi network protein 2 (gene TGOLN2). The transcript is spliced from 4 exons. Gene Ontology annotation, cellular component: endosome; trans-Golgi network; trans-Golgi network transport vesicle. Bases 65 to 1507 code for a protein of 480 amino acids. Lineage: Eukaryota; Metazoa; Chordata; Mammalia; Dasyuromorphia; Dasyuridae. The record is from RefSeq and is a predicted model, not a curated record.